GUGACAGCUGUCUGGGAGAAGAGUGAGCGAAGUCGUGGUUUUCUAAUCCAUUGCUACAAGAUGGAAGAUGGUGCUGUGAAGCAGGGCUUUCUCUACUUGCAGCAGCAGCAAACUUUUGGGAAGAAAUGGCGGAAGUUCUGGGGUGUGUUGUACAGCGGGAGUGUCUGUGCUGCUGCCUGCCUGGAGCUCCUGGAGGGAUCUGGCCCUCCAUCCACAGAGACUGCAAAGAAAGCUGGAAGCAGCAAGCACCUCAUCAAACUGAGCGACUGUGUUCAUGUGGCUGAGGCUGCUGGAGAAGCCAGCAACCCCAAAGAAACCAUCCCUUUUUUCCUGGAAACCACAGAGAAGUGCUACCUGCUGGCUGCUGAGAGAACGGAGGCAGCAGACUGGAUUCUGGUGGUUUGCGAGCAUGCUUUCUUGAAAAGCAGGGAAGACUGGAAAACAAUGAUGGAGAAGAACCUCCUGAAAGGCCAGCCCACUUCAGUCUUGAUGGCAGAGAACUCUCUUUACAGCUCCGCGUGCAAAGCUGCUACUGUAAAAGAGUUCCCUGUGACGGUGAAAGCAACACAGGCUUCGGAGCACUGUCAGCUCUGGGGCAAGUUUCUCCUUCGAGCCAAGGCAGAUGCCUUAGAAUUAUGCAGCAUACAGAAGGGGGACGUGCUCUACACCUGGCCGUACAGGUUCUUGCGGAGAUUUGGCCGUGACAAGGUGAUGUUCACGUUUGAAGCUGGACGGCGAUGCGCUUCUGGGGAAGGCAGCUUUGAAUUUUUAACCAAGCAAGGCGAUGAGAUCAUUCGGGUCAUCGAAACAGCCAUCAAUGCACAGAGAGCUGCUGGGAUGACUGACCAAUGCAAGGGAGGCUCUUUCAACACCUCCUCAAGGACUUCCCUUCUUGCCAGGGCUAGCAGUGAGACCAGGUCUUAUGCAGAAGGCGCUUUAGAGGAAAAAGCUGUGGCAGUGGAAACAGGGCAGCUGCCCCAUGCAGCUAGCACCAAAUCCUUCUCCCUGGGGCCCAGCUGUCAGGGAAACCCAGCUAACAGGGGCAGACUGGUGAAGCCCAUUGCCAGCUGCCCCUUGCCCAGCACCAAGUUCUCAUACUUGGAACUCUCCAAUUCCCUUCCCAGAAGAGAUCCCCAGUAUGGACCUGGGAUGCUGGAGAGGGCAGGGAAAAUGGUAGUUCCGCAGGUCAAAGUAGAGCCUGAUGUGGAGGCCUUAGAUCCUGCCUCCAAGUUGCUGGUGAGCAGAAAUGGCAACCGCCCCCAGCAAGCCAUUAGGGAGGCACUAACCCCACCGGUGGGAGGUGACAGAAGUGUCGCUUUGGGUUUGAUCUCGGCAGGUUCAGGCCCAGAACACAUCUACGAUGACCCAGAGGGUCUGGUCCACGUUGUUUAUGAUGAGCCCCAGGAAUUCAAAGGGGAGGCCUGGAAGCUGCAGGCUACUGCCGAGGAUCCUGUUGGCCAUGAAUAUCCCUAUAACCCAUACCUGGAUGACUAUUCUGUGCCCAAGAUGGCAGCAUUUUCCACACUCAGGCUAUCCGGACAAGACAAAAACUUGCUUGAAGAAUCCGCCUUUGAUAAGAUGGUCCAGAGGUUGAAGAAAAAUCAGAACACACAGUGA
Molecule: messenger RNA, 1617 nt
Organism: Euleptes europaea (tarantolino)
Lineage: Eukaryota; Metazoa; Chordata; Lepidosauria; Squamata; Sphaerodactylidae
Gene: DOK2
Product: docking protein 2
Exons: 5
Coding region: 61-1617 (518 amino acids)
Biological process (GO): positive regulation of MAPK cascade; cell surface receptor protein tyrosine kinase signaling pathway
Cellular component (GO): cytoplasm
Source: RefSeq, a predicted model, not a curated record